Gasterosteus aculeatus aculeatus (three-spined stickleback) is the source of this 2527-nucleotide messenger RNA. RefSeq names its product E3 ubiquitin-protein ligase TRIM39. The record is from RefSeq and is a predicted model, not a curated record. Lineage: Eukaryota; Metazoa; Chordata; Actinopteri; Perciformes; Gasterosteidae. Gene Ontology annotation, molecular function: protein binding; zinc ion binding.
CGGGUGUGUCGCGCCGAGAGUGGGAGGGACAUGAAGGGUUUCAGGAAGAGAGCAGCGCCUGUCGCCGUGGGCCUCACAGCAAAGUUCGCGAGGCGGAGGACGGCAGAAGCAAACAUGCAGAACAUGAGCUCUCCGGGAGGGAGCGUCCUCACCGAGGACCAGUUCACCUGCUCCAUCUGCCUGGAGGUGUUCGUGGAGCCCGUCUCCACGCCCUGCGGACACAGCUUCUGCAAGGCCUGUCUGCAGGGCUACUGGAACCACAGCAAGAAGUUCCUGUGCCCCAUGUGCAAGAAGAGCUACUCCAAGAGGCCCGAGAUGAGCGUCAACAGGGUCCUGGCCGAAAUCUCCUCCCAGUUCCAGGGGCUGAUGCUGGCCGGAGGGGGCGGCGGGGGCGGAGGGGCCCCGCGGGGGUCCACGCUCAACCUGGCCUCGGACGCCAGCCCCGGGGGCUCCCAGGCGUCCGACGGCGGGGAUUUCGCCCGGGCCGGGGAGGUGCCCUGCGACGCCUGCAUCGGAAGGAAGGUGAAGGCCCUGAAGUCGUGCGUGAGCUGCCCCGGGUCCUUCUGCGAGGUCCACCUCCGGCACCACAGGAAGGUAAAGUCCCUGGUCUCUCACCGCCUGAUCGAACCCACCUUCCACCUGGAGGAGAAGAUCUGCAAGAAGCACGAGCGUCUCCUGGAGGUGUACUGUCGCACGGACCACGUCGCCAUCUGCGCGGUCUGCGCCGAGUCCACGCACAAGUCCCACGACGUCGUCUCCGUGGACCACGAGUGGAAGAAGAGGAUGAGUAAUCUGGCCAGGAAGAAGUCGGAGGUCAAACAUCUGAUCAAGGAGAGAGCCAAGAAACUGGAGGAGAUCAAACAGUCCAUCAAGGUCAUCAAGACCGGCUCUCAGAGGGAGUUGGAGGAGAGCUGGCAGGUGUACGCCGAGCUGCAGCGCCUGGUGGAGCAGAGUCAGGCGGAGCUGGUGGAGCUGAUCGCCACGAGGCAGCGGGAGGCCGAGCGCCACGCCCAGGAGCUCGCCCGCGGUCUGGAGAACGAGCUCAGCCAGCUGAGGAGGCGGAGCAACGAGCUGGAGGCCCACGCGCAGACGCAGGACAAAGUGGUCUUCCUGCAGAACCUGACGAUGCUGUCGGCCUCGCCGGAGCCCACCGAUUGGUCGUCGGUCAGCGUCAACACUGACCUCUACCUGGGCACCAUCCGCUCCUCCGUCAGCGGCCUGGUGGAUCGGCUCCAGGAAGAGCUCAAGAGACUGUACGGGAAAGAGCUCCGGAAGGUCCAGAACUAUUCCACUGAGGUGAUACUGGACCCGGUCACGGCCCAGAGGAACCUGGUCGUGUCCGACGACGGGCGGCAGGUGAGAUACGAGGAGCGCAAGUCCGUCCACGCCGAGGGCCCGCGGCGCUUCAGCCCCGCCCUCUUCGUCCUGGCCCGAGAGGGCCUGGCCUCCGGGCGCCACUACUGGGAGGUGGACGUGGGGCGCAAGACGGCCUGGACGCUGGGCGUGGCCAACGCCACGGCCCGCCGCAAGGGCGAGAUCAAGCUGAGCCCCGAGGGCGGGUUCUGGUGCCUGUGGCUGAAGAACGCCGAGGUGAAGGCCCUGGCCUCGCUGCGCCUGCCGCUGCCGCUGUCGGCCCCGCCCACUAAAGUGGGCGUGUUCCUGGAUUACGAGGGCGGCCAGGUUUCUUUCUACGACGUGAAGGCGCGUCUGCAUCUCUACACCUUCGUGGACACCUUCAGCGAGAGUCUGUACCCGAUCUUCAGCCCCUGCCUCCACCACGACGGGAAGAACUCGUCGCCGCUCCUCAUAUCGCCGGUCAAACACACCUGAGAGCGAGGAGCCAAUCACAAGUCAGAAAACCUCCAGCAGAGAUUUGUAGCUCAGGUACUUUUAAACAGCACAUUUUUUUCUACGUGAAAUUGAGGCGACCUUACGACGGUUUAAACUGUUGGCAAAGCGCUUUGCCUCAAAGCGGCUUUCCAACCAAUGAACUGAAAACACGGCGCGUUGUUUGCCAAUCAGCACCAGUAGAACCAUCCUCGCCGUACUUGAUGGACACGUUGCACAGUACUGAUCCUUUAUUGCGUAUUACGGCGAGAUAUUGAUCAUUUAGUUACUCAGUUACUUACCGUACCUCUCCUCUCAGAUUCUAUAUAAAUCAAGCUGAUAUCUUGGAGUAAAAACAUGUGAAGGACGAGAGAGGAUUAUUCUGACCUUUUGACCUUUUCAUCUGGGCGUAUUGACAGUAAUGCUGUACUUCCAUAUUUGUAAGUCUUUGGAGACUUCACAGAAGAAAGGAAGUUAAAUAGAUUUACUGUCUGAAGGCCGACUGGACCAGAGGACAGAUUUUUGUACAUGUACGACUAUAAUAUUGUUUUUUAAGGGUUUUUAUUUCCUAUUUUAUAAUCUGUGAUUGUUUCAGGGCUGUAAAAGUAUGUUCUGUAUUUAUAUAUCAAAUAUGUUCUUUUGUACUAUCAAUCAGAACUUGUUCAUUAAAGAAUAAAUUCAUUAGUCACCAAACAAAGAA